CGACCGGUAGGAACUAAAGUGUGUUGUUCCUACCCGAGCAGUAAAGACUUCAGCACUGACGGUCACUGACAACAGUCACGGUGUUGUGGAUUAACUAGUGUUUUAUGAUAUUACCAUGUACUCGAAUAAGUUGAGCCGCCUCGUGUUAGGGCUUUACAGGCGUAAAGCAGUAGCUGUGUGCGGUGUGGUGGUGCACAGUCCCGCGGGCCGGAGCACAUUCAGCUGGGCUGCGGUGUGUAAACAGCGGACACUGUGGCUACAGAGGAGUGCCAGUCUGGAGCUCCGUCUAACCAGCACUCGAUCAGCCUCCCAAACCACAGUGGACCCUGAUGAGGUGAAGAAGUUCCAGUCACUGGCCAGCAAGUGGUGGGAUGAACAGGGAGAAUUUGGCGCUCUUCAUGCCAUGAAUGACCUGAGGGUGCCUUUCAUACGAGCUUUAAUGAGGAUGAUGCAUGCCCAGACCUCGGCCUGUUCUGCAUGCUUCAUGCCUGAGGCAGACAGUCAUCAGACAGUGUGUGAGGGAAGGAAGGAGGAAGGUAGGGAGGACAGAAGGAACACAGGAGCGAGGGAUAAUCUGCUGAAUGUGCACAGAGCACGUCAUCCAGGGAAACCACUUGCUGGACUCAGAAUACUGGAUGUCGGCUGUGGAGGCGGCCUGCUCACAGAGCCCCUUGGUCGCCUGGGAGCUGAUGUGGUGGGUAUAGAUCCAGUAGAGAACAGCAUCGGCACGGCACAGCUGCAUGCGUCCUAUGACCCGGAUCUUCGUGAGCGGGUCUGCUACCGGGUCUGCACCCUGGAGGAGCUCUCAGCAGAGGAGGAGGAGGGAGGAGAGGAGGAGGAGGAGCAGAGAUCGGGCCAGUUCGAUGCAGUUGUAGCGUCCGAGGUGGUGGAACAUCUGGCCGACUUGGAAACGUUCGCCUUCUGCUGCAGCCACGUGCUGAAGCCAGGCGGCUCUCUCUUCAUCACUACUAUUAAUAAGACCAACCUGUCAUACGCGCUGGGUAUUGUUGUAGCUGAGCAGCUGCUGCGUAUCGUUCCCAGUGGGACACACGACUGGGAAAAGUUCAUCAGCCCUGUGGAACUGGAGCGCCUCCUGGAGUCCAAUGGUUUCUCAGUGCAGUCUGUCCAAGGAAUGCUGUACAACCCAAUAUCUGGAGCCUGGAGCUGGACUGACAGCACAGCCAUCAACUACGCCCUCCACGCUGUCAAACUGACAGAAGAUCCCCAGCCAGACCCCCACCCAGAGGACCCAGCCCACACUGCUGCCACACACAGCUGAGCCACGAGUCUGGAGAAGAAGUCAGAAAAUGGAGGCAAAAAAAAAAAAAACAGAUGUGCGGAGUCCCAAACUUUCCUGAAGCCAGCUGUGAUACAGCAUAUGAGACUUAUUCAAGGAAAGAGACAAAGACAUGUACUACAGUUGCUGGUUUUGCAGGAUUAGGAUUGAUGUUCAUAUCACUCUUUUUCCAAUAUAUUUAACUGAAUCAGUUUGGUCAUUUCAGCUGAAUUUUAUGUGAUUUGCUUUAUCUUCUAUUAAAACGAUGCUUUCAUCA
Molecule: messenger RNA, 1553 nt
Organism: Thunnus maccoyii (southern bluefin tuna)
Lineage: Eukaryota; Metazoa; Chordata; Actinopteri; Scombriformes; Scombridae
Gene: coq3
Product: coenzyme Q3 methyltransferase
Exons: 7
Coding region: 116-1279 (387 amino acids)
Biological process (GO): ubiquinone biosynthetic process
Molecular function (GO): 2-methoxy-6-polyprenyl-1,4-benzoquinol methyltransferase activity
Source: RefSeq, a predicted model, not a curated record